This is a messenger RNA of Xiphias gladius (swordfish), 6067 nucleotides long. RefSeq names its product membrane associated guanylate kinase, WW and PDZ domain containing 3a (gene magi3a). Bases 493 to 4926 code for a protein of 1477 amino acids. Gene Ontology annotation, molecular function: protein binding. Lineage: Eukaryota; Metazoa; Chordata; Actinopteri; Istiophoriformes; Xiphiidae. The record is from RefSeq and is a predicted model, not a curated record. The transcript is spliced from 21 exons. Gene Ontology annotation, biological process: signal transduction. Gene Ontology annotation, cellular component: cytoplasm.
UUUACUCCACGCUUUUGGAACUGACAGCCCCCGGUGCGCACCAAACUGCGGCGCUCGCAGGGUCCCUGCGGCUUUGUAGUAUCGAAACUUAACGGCUCGGGGGAAGCUGCUGUUUUCUGUUUUUCUCUGCCGUGCACAUAGCUUCGCAGUUGGGGGUGUGGGAUUCGAGACGCCCCGGCAUCGGAUCCCGCACUUUCCGCCCCAAUGCGACACUGACGCAGCCGGUCUCGCAUCCCGGUGGCAGACAGGUGAUGCUCGAGUAAUUCAGUGGAGGGAGAGAUCGUCAGCGGAGGGAGUUUGAUCUGAAAAAGAAAAAGAAAAAAGAGAGACUUGUUCCCCCUGGAAUGGAAUACAACAGAGGAAAGCAGCCCCAACUUCUGUAAUCUGCAAUGAUUUUUCCGUGCGUCAUUGCGUCUUAGGAUCAGAAGCGGGUCUCGCGCCGAAGGACAGUCGUACUUGGACUCGCUUUCAGGUUUACAAGAGCUACCCACAAUGUCCAAGACACUGAAGAAGAAGAAGCACUGGUCCACCAAAGUGCAGGAGUCCACCGUGUCGUGGGGGGGUACCGGGGAGUUGGUCACGGUAGUUGAGGUGCGAGGCGGCGCCGAGCUGGGAGAGUUCCCGUACCUCGGACACAUAGUUUCGGACGCGCUGGUUUGCCACGCCGGGAGGUCGCCCAGCAGCGGGGACGUGCUGCUGGAGGUGAACGGCACUCCGGUGAGCGGACUCACCAACCGAGACACACUGGCCGUCAUCCGCCACUUUCGGGAGCCCAUCCGCCUGAAGACCGUGAAACCAGGUAAGGUGUUGAAUACAGAUCUGCGUCACUACCUCAGUCUGCAGUUUCAGAAGGGCUCCCUGGACCAUAAGCUCCAGCAGGUGAUCAGGGACAACCUGUACCUGCGUACCAUUCCCUGUACCACUCGGCAGCCCAGGGAGGGGGAAGUUCCGGGCGUGGACUACAAUUUCAUCAGUGUGGGGGAGUUCCGUGAGCUGGAAGAAAGUGGAUUGCUGCUGGAGAGUGGCACCUAUGAUGGCAACUACUAUGGGACCCCUAAGCCCCCUGCAGAGCCCAGCCCCGUGCAGCCGGACUUGGUGGACCAGGUCCUGUUUGAUGAGGAAUUUGACACGGAGGUCCAGCGAAAACGCACAACCUCUGUCAGUAAGAUGGAUAGAAAGGACAGCGCCGCACCCGAGGAGGAGGAGGAGGAAGAGAGGCCUCCUUUGGUCAACGGCCUGGCUGAGCACAAGGACAAGGCGGAGUGGAGGAAGACGGUGCCCAGCUACAACCAGUCAGCUGGGGCCAUGGACCUGCGUGUAUGGAACACACAGGAUGAAAGUCAGGAGCCCUUACCUAAAAACUGGGAGAUGGCCUACACAGAGACCGGCAUGGUCUAUUUCAUAGAUCACAACAGCAAGACCACUACUUGGCUGGAUCCCCGCCUUGCCAAGAAAGCCAAGCCUCCUGAGAAAUGCGAGGAAGGAGAGUUGCCCUACGGCUGGGAGAAGAUUGAGGACCCUCAGUACGGCACCUACUACGUAGACCACAUCAACCAAAAGACCCAGUUUGAGAAUCCAGUGCUGGUAGCAAAAAGAAAGUUGAGUGUGGACACGCCUACUGCAGUACCGCUGCCAGCAGCCACGCCCUCAGAAGAGCCUGGCAGGGAAGUGCGGCGCUUCACGCGAGACCCAUCUCAGCUGCAGGGCUGUAUCCUGCAGACUGCGCUUAGAAAAAGCCCCCAGGGCUUCGGGUUCACCAUCAUCGGAGGAGACCGACCUGAUGAGUUCCUUCAGGUCAAAAAUGUCCUUCCGGAAGGGCCUGCUGCGCACGACAACAAGAUCGCCUCAGGGGACGUGAUCGUGGACAUCAAUGGGACAUGUGUGCUGGGGAAGACUCAUGCUGAUGUGGUGCAGAUGUUCCAGUCCAUCCCGGUCAACCAGUAUGUGGACAUGGUCCUGUGCCGGGGCUACCCCCUGCCCGAGGAUACCAGCAACAGUGAGGAGGCCUCGGGAGGCCUUUGCACCUCCAAGGACACUUCCCCUUCGCCCUCCACCUCCACGCCACAGGACCCUCACUACACAGUCACAGACGGAGGAACCCUCUCCAGGCAGACUGCUGCAGUGCCACCCAUGACCAAUGGUGGACGCCACCACUACCAUCCUCAUCCCCACCAGCACCACCACCACCUCCCUCAUGUCCCCAACCAAGAAGGCCCAGACCCCACUCUGUUACAGCCCGAGCUGGUGGGCGUGCCAUUGGUGAAAGGCCCUGGAGGUUUCGGCUUCGCCAUCGCAGACUGCCCCCUAGGCCAAAAGGUGAAGAUGAUCCUGGACGCCCAGUGGUGCCGCGGCUUGUUGAAGGGCGACGUUAUCAAGGAGAUAAACAGGCAGAACGUCCAGACGUUGAGCCACUCCCAGGUGGUGGACAUCCUCAAAGACCUGCCCGUGGGGAGCGAGGUCAACGUGCUGGUGCUCAGAGGAGGUCAGACAUCUCCUGUGAAAUCACUCAAACCGUGCACCGCUCCCAUGUCCCAGGCCCUAUCCCAGCCUACUCCCCAACAGGCAUCCCAUCCUGCGCCCCAGCAACCGCCCCAUCCGUGCCCCCAGCCCAUAACCCAGCCCCAGCGACAGGAGGUAAUCAACAACGCAGAGAGCCUCAGUCAGCCGGAGAUGCCCCCAAAUCCGCUCUCCUUCCCCGCCAGCACCCUGCGCUCGUCGUCACCCAAACCGGACGCAUCUGAGCUCUACCUCAAGUCCAAGGCCAUGUUGGACAGCAAGCCUCCUAAUACCAAGGACCUGGAUGUGUUCAUCAAACGGAACCAGGAGUCAGGCUUCGGCUUCAGAGUCCUUGGAGGCGAGGGGCCAGAUCAGCCGGUGUACAUCGGUGCCAUUGUGCCACUCGGUGCAGCUGAGAAGGACGGGCGCUUGCGGGCGGGGGAUGAGCUGCUUUGUAUAGACGGUGUGCCGGUCAAGGGCAAAUCCCACAAACAAGUGCUGGACCUGAUGACCAACGCUGCCCGUAACGGCCAAGUGAUGCUGACCGUCCGUAGGAAACUGGCACACUCAGAUGGUGGCGGAGAGGAGGAGAGCAGUCAACAGCCCCACCAGGUGGCUUCGGCCCUGGUCAGCGGCUCUCCAAAGAUGCCUCGUGUCGAGGUGCCAAGUGCCGCCCAGCAAGCCCAGUCCCCUCGGCCGGAGUGCUUUGAUGUUACUCUGCAGCGCAAAGACAACGAGGGUUUUGGUUUUGUCAUCCUCACCUCCAAGAACAAGCCCCCGCCUGGAGUUAUACCUCACAAGAUUGGCCGUAUCAUUGAGGGGAGCCCUACGGACCGCUUAGGUCAGAUGAAGGUGGGAGACCGCAUCUCUGCCGUCAACGGCCGGUCCAUCAUGGAGCUGUCGCACAACGAUAUCGUCCAGCUCAUCAAGGAUGCCGGCAAUUCAGUCACCCUCACUGUUGUGCCUGAAGAUGACAGUACUCCUCCAUCUGGAACAAAUUCUGCCAAGCAGAGCCCUUCGGCACAACACAGAGCUGUGGGCCAACAGCCUCCCAGCUACCCAGACAGGAAUGGUGACAGUGAGGCGAAGAACGCUUUCCCACAAAGAGAGAUGGGUACACUCAUCACAUCAGGCCCUAAACAGGGCUGCUUUGUGGUGGAGCUGGAGCGCAGUCAGCGGGGCUUCGGCUUCAGUCUGAGGGGAGGGAAAGAGUAUAACAUGGGACUGUUCAUCUUGCGACUGGCUGAGGACGGACCUGCUCUUAAAGAUGGCAGGAUACAUGUUGGGGAUCAGAUAGUGGAGAUCAACGGCGAGGCCACCCAGGGCAUCACACACACUCGGGCAAUUGAGCUGAUCCAAGCAGGGGGCAGUAAAGUUCAUCUGCUGCUCCGACCUGGCCAGGGUUUGGUCCCAGAUCACAGUUCAAAGGACAAAGUAACCAUUCCAACCUCAAGCUUUCCCAGACUCUCGGUAUCUGACGGGCAGUCAUCUCCAGCCUCUCCAUCCUCUGUCUCCCUCUCCAUCUCCGAACUGUCCCCGUCUUCGCCCAAAAUAUCUGUCCCUGAUGAGUUCUCUGGGGGGGACCCCAGGGCAUCUGGUUCCCCUGGCACUGGGCAGGAACAUGGUAGACAGGCCAACAGAUCAAGAGGACAGCAGCUCCCUCACCACAACCAUAAGCACACCACCAGCCCUACCACCCGGACCCGAAAGACCAGCAAGAGUGACUCCAAGUCUGCUAGUCCCAAAAGAGCCACUGAAGGCUGGGCAGAUCAUGUAGAGCGCUCCCAGAGCCCUAAAAAAACAGAGCGAGGCCACAGCGGAUCCUUGGAAGAUAUGAGCAAGGCGAAAAAAAUCCAAGGACAGAGGGACCACUACUCCUCUAGUUCCAGGAAGAGCUCCAAGAGGGAACAUGACCCUGCUGUGCCUUUGAAGAACCUUGAGGAGCCCCAGAGCCCCAGGCGUCCAGCUGGUCAGCAGCCCAGCAUUCCCUCUGGAGAAGGGAAGGGCCGGAGGUACAAGGAGGAGGAGGCAGCUUACUGGCAGGAGAGGGGGGCUACAGAGAGUGGGGAUAAAAGCUGGGGGACCAGUGAACGCCACAGGAAGGGCAAAAGGGCUGAGCAAGAGGCAGUGGCACAGAAAUCCCAUUCCCAAAUGCACAGGGAGAGGGCGGGGUCAGACGCUGACGGUGGAACCCUGAGCCGAAAGAGUGGAAGAGAGAAGGGGGACAAAGAAUAUUGGGAGAGUAAGUACCAUGGGCCGACUGAAGACAUGAAUAAAAAGGACCCCAGAGGUUCAAACAGUAGCAUCCAGGACCCCAGCUACAAUGGGACCCCCACCAGCAAGAAGGCUCCCAUCACCCCGGGCCCAUGGAAGGUUCCCAGUUCUGCCAAGAUCCAGUCUCAAGUGGACGCAACGUUCGCAGAUAUCUGAUACCUUCCAGGACUCUCUGCGUUUUUUAAGAGAAAGCUGAGCCUCUGAGAGAUGGCCAUUCAGAAUGGAAGGAUUUUUUUUUUUUUAGCAGUCUCGGACAAAGCGGAUCACUGUGUAACCAGCAACAUAGCUUCUAUUUGCUUAUGAUUUUUUUUUUUUUCCCACCCAGUUCGCCUCGGUUAGUUUGCAUCAAAGCUGCUGCUGCCCGAUCUGCCAUACAUGCUUGUACCUACAUGAGUAUUUGUACUGUACGAUGACUAGAGCCAUGUGCGUGCAACAGAUGGGUUCUGAGUGUGAUUUUUUUUUUUUUGGAUGCGACACUGAAGUCUAUUUUGUGCCAAUCAGAGACUCCGGUUAGAAAGAAGCUGCUCCGUAUUGCACUCACUGUGAGACUAUUCGUGGGUAAUUGGAUGAACCGCUCUCCCUGUCUACCCACUCCCAUGAAGGAUCCUGCUUUUUUUUUUUUUUUCGGUCAUUUUGAAGUUUUAAGGCAAACUUUGUACAAUCCACUCAGCUUCUCUUCCUGGCAAGAUUUGAGUCACUGUCGCUGUCACCGAUGGAUGUAUUAAAAGAAAAAAAAGAGUGAGGCUGGUGAGUUUUUUCUUAGGAGUGUCUUCGAAGUCCUCUACGGUCCGUUCUCUCAAGAGUCCGACCAGAGCUAUGAACUGUGUGUGACUGCAUUCCCUGCGCCCUGAAACACUUCACAUCCCUCAGCUUAUCGGAGGGUGGAACGGACCACCCCUUGAGCUUUAUAUGCAUCAAUCAGCAGACCAGAUACUUGUGGUUAUAGUUCUAAUGUUUGUUACGUGUGUGUGUGUGUGUUAAUAAUAAAGCAUAAUGUAAUUUAUUGAAAUUAUAUGUAAACAAGAGUCAGUGCUCGAGUCGGUGCACACACCCGUGCUGAGUCAUUUCACCUUGGAUGUGGACUCAAAGAUAGAAAUAGACUGUGCAGAUAAGCAUCGCCGUCUAAAAUAACAAAACACUGUGUGGAACUGCAAUCUAUACCUUCUAUUUCUAAGAUUGCAUCGUCCGUAAACGGUCACAUGAGCCUGAUCCAUAAUGUUCUGUACCGUCAGCGGCUCUGUGUUUUAGGUCCCCUGCCUAUGCGUGCGUGCGUGCGUGUGCGUGUGUGUGUGUGUGU